AUUACGCAGUUCGUCGAGAAUGAAUUUCUCCUCCAGCUGAACUGUUUAGAGCUUGCUUUCAGUAUAAUUCGGGCAGUCAAUCUGUGAACAAGUGCUAACUAGUGUACCAUAUAAAGUCAUCCAGCCGAGUAAAAUGUUGUGGACUAUAAUUGGCAUAGUGUCCGGCCUAGUGGGAGCAGCUUAUCUGUUCUUAGCCUGGGAGUUUAAUCGCUGGAAGAAAACCGGAAUCAAAGGACCCAAACCAAAGUUAUUGUUCGGGAAUGUUCCCAGCAUACUGACACAGAAACAACAUCCUUUCUACGACUAUCAGAGAAUCUAUAACGACUAUAAGGAUGAGCCUGUAGUUGGAUACUUCAGCGUGCGCACUCCACAUCUCAUGAUCCGCGACCCCGAGUUGAUCAAAGAGGUUCUCUCGAAAAGCUUUCGGAAUUUUUCCGCCAAUGAUUUCUCCAACUUGGUAGACGAAAAGUCCGACCCACUGCUGGCACGCAACCCUUUCAGCUUGAGCGGAGAAAAAUGGAAAACACGGCGAGCGGAAAUUACUCCGGCUUUUACGACCAAUAGAAUAAAAGCCUUGUCCGUUUUGAUGGAAGAUGUAUGCGCUCGGAUGACGAAUUAUAUUACUCAAAAAAUUGCACAGAAUGAGUGCACAUUCGACACGAAAGAGUUAAUGACAAAGUACACCACGGAUGUAGUUUCCAACUGCAUUUUCGCAAUUGACGCACAAUCGUUCACCAAGGAGAAACCUGAAAUACGGGAGAUGGGACGACGCAUCAUGGAUUUCAAUGUCACCGCGCAAAUUGUUUUCACACUGGUCACAUUUAUUCCUUCGAUCAGAAAUUUUUACAAGUUCACUUUUGUCCCGCGGGAUGUUCAGGAAUUCUUCAUCCACAUCAUGAGAGAAGCUAUCCAACAUCGCAAGAAGAACAACAUUGUUCGUAAUGAUUUCCUCGAUCAUCUGCUAUCGUUAGAAGAGAAGAAGCAAAUCUCUGAAAUCGACAUCGCAGGACACGGUGUGUCCUUCUUCGCCGAUGGAUUUGAAACAUCUAGUUGGAUGAUGACCUAUUGUCUGUACGACCUGGCAUCGAAUCCAGCCGUUCAACGUCAAGUUAGGGAAGAAAUUCGUAGCGUACAAGCUAGCAAGAAAACCCUAGACUAUGAUACGGUAGGGGAGAUGACCUAUCUGGAACAAGUUUGCAACGAAACACUUCGAUUACACGCAAUCAUCCCGGUGCUUGCCAAACGAUGCACUGAGGAUGUCGAAUUGACAGGACCAAAAGAUAGGAAAAUUCGUAUUACAGCCGGAACGACCGUCACUAUCCCAUAUUUUGUCCAGUUCGAUCCACUUUACUACGAUGAACCGGAAAAAUUCAAACCCGAACGCUUUGCCCCGGAAACUGGUGGUGUGAAGCCGUACAGAGAGAAAGGAGUUUAUUUCCCAUUUGGAGAUGGUCCAAGAAUGUGUCUUGGAAUGCGCUUUGCAAUGGCACAGGCGAAGAGAGGAAUCGUGGAGAUUAUCGAUAAAUUUGAGAUCACAGUUAAUCCGAAGACGAAGGAACCGCUGGUCUUUGAACCAAAACUUUUCAUGCUCAAUGUAGUCGGUGGUAUUUGGCUGGAUUUCAAACCAAUUGUUAACAGUAUGUGAACGGGGUAGUGAUGAUAAUAUGAUGUAUUUUGUUUAUACGAAACAAAUCUAUAUAAAUAAAAAUGUAAGGCCAAAUGUGUUGCUAAGCGCGAAACCCAAAGAAGGAUUCGUCCGAUUUGAGCCAUCUUUAUUUUGAUGUA
Toxorhynchites rutilus septentrionalis is the source of this 1785-nucleotide messenger RNA. RefSeq names its product probable cytochrome P450 28d1. The coding region runs from base 134 to 1645 and encodes 503 amino acids. The record is from RefSeq and is a predicted model, not a curated record. Gene Ontology annotation, molecular function: heme binding; oxidoreductase activity, acting on paired donors, with incorporation or reduction of molecular oxygen; iron ion binding. NCBI's taxonomy places the organism in Eukaryota, Metazoa, Arthropoda, Insecta, Diptera, Culicidae. The transcript has 4 exons.